Molecule: messenger RNA, 1601 nt
Organism: Boleophthalmus pectinirostris (great blue-spotted mudskipper)
Lineage: Eukaryota; Metazoa; Chordata; Actinopteri; Gobiiformes; Gobiidae
Gene: ccdc61
Product: coiled-coil domain containing 61
Exons: 10
Coding region: 264-1601 (445 amino acids)
Cellular component (GO): centrosome
Source: RefSeq, a predicted model, not a curated record
CGCGCUCACGUCUAAUGUCCACCGAGGAAGAGGGGUGUAAAGACGAAGAAGAGUUUGAGGGUUCCCGGGUGUUGAACCGCUCUCACAGACCCAAACAGAACCUCAGAGACCCCAUGAAAGACCACCACACACCGGGCUCUCACUGCUCCCGAUGCCCGUGAAUGAGCAGAUGACCGAGAUCGGCGCUGUCCAUCCACUUACUAUGGUUUCUGACUGGAGCUAAUACCAACAACCACUACAGCAUCAACCAAAGACCUGGAGUGAUGGAGGAAGGAGCAGAGCUAAUGAAGGAUAUAGUGUUUCGAGGUGUGGAGUUUGCCGUUAAAAUGGAAGUGGACAAUGGGCUGUUGAUUGUUGAAAUUUCUGAUUCUACAACAGCAGAUCAAUGGAGAGGGGAAUUUGACCCAGCAUAUAUCGAAGACCUCACCAGAAAAACAGGCAACUUCAAGCAGUUUCCUAUAUUCUGUAGCAUGUUGGAAUCCGCUGUUAAGAGGUCAAGCGAUUCAGUCACUCUGGACCUCCUGACCUAUGCUGACCUGGAGCUGCUGCGUAACAGAAAAGCAGGAGUGGUCAGUCGGCCCCGUGCCAAUCAACAGUCCUCUGCCCUGACCGCCAAACGAUAUCUCAUCCUCAUUUACACCGUCGAGUUUGACCGGAUUCAUUACCCAUUGCCUCUACCCUAUGUUGGAAAACCUGACCCUGCUCUGCUACAAAAAGAGAUCAGAGCUUUACGGGCGGAACUCGGCACAGUCACUUCUCAGGGAAUCAACAAAUCCGACAAAAUGGAAAUACAGCAGCUACGAGAAGAGUUAUUGCUGGUAAAGGAAGAGAAGGAUGCCAUGGCUAAAGUUUUGGAGAGACUUCAGAUUGGAGGGGGUAUGGGGACCCCUGGGAGAGAGGAGUGGAGAGCUCGAGAUGUGGUCCGAUCUCUUGAGGAGCAACUUAUGAAAGAAAGAGCCAAGAACCAGCGCUCUGCAAGUAAAAGGAGUCAGGAACAGAGACUUCUAAUGGAACAGUUCGAGGAGCUGCGUGCGUCAGAGUGUGCCCUCAGAGCUCGUGUCAAGAGUCUCACCAAUGAACUGGCGCUGCUGCGGAGAGGAAAAGUGACUCCAGUUUCUAGUCACAUCGCCUCUCGACUUGAAGGUGAAGUCUACCGAUCUUUGUCCCGAGAGAGGAGGUCUGGAUACGGGGUGGUCCGAGUGCAGUCGGGGUCCAGGGAACGGAUGGAGGACAGGAUUCAGAGGUCCGAGGAGCGAGGCAGAAGAUCAGACUCGACAGGACCAAGAGGCCGGAUACCAAGACCCUCUCCAUCUCCCACUGGUUCAAGAGGUUCUCGCUUUGAUCCAACUGCUUAUAUCCAGGACAAACAGCGCAGACAGAAAGAAGCAGAAAUCAAGAAACAAAGGAAAGUGCGGAGGGACAUGCUAGUGUCACCAGUGUUUCAGGAGAGGGGCCGUUCGCGCUCCAGAGAGCCCCACCCUCAGAUGGUGCGGCCGGGCAGCCGAGGGAGAAGCUUGUCUGUGGAAAGGAGGCUGAGCCGAAACUCUUCAGAAAGCUCAUUAGUCGACAUGGAUGAAAUGACAAAAACAUUUUUAAGGUAA